Messenger RNA from Dictyostelium purpureum, 1461 nucleotides. RefSeq lists its product as uncharacterized. The record is from RefSeq and is a predicted model, not a curated record. The coding region runs from base 1 to 1461 and encodes 486 amino acids. The transcript has a single exon. NCBI's taxonomy places the organism in Eukaryota, Evosea, Eumycetozoa, Dictyosteliales, Dictyosteliaceae.
AUGCAAUUUUUAAAAAAACAAAAGGAAUAUUUAACAAGUUGUUUUUCAUUAAAUACAGCAACAAUUGCUAAAGAAGAAUAUGAACUAAUAGAUCCAAGAUCUCCUUCAAGAACUAUUAAAAGAUCUCCAUUUAAAAAAUCACAACCACAACAAAAUAUAGACCCAAGAUCACCAACUAAUUCAUUUAAAAGAUCACCAAUUAGAAAAAAUAAUAAUAACAUUUAUGAUCCAAGAUCACCAUCACUUAAAAUUAAAAGAUCACCAAUAAAUUUAAAUAAAAAUAAUAAUAAUGUUUUAGAUCCAAGAUCACCAUCACUUAAAAUUAAAAGAUCACCUCUUGCAUUUAAAAAAAUCAAAACCCAAAGACAACAUCAAAAUCUUUUUGAUCCAAGAUCACCAUCUCUUAAAUUUAAAAGAACACCAUUUAAACAACAUCAAAAUCUUGAUCCAAGGUCACCAUCUCUUCAAAGAACCCCACUUGCUGUAAAUAACGAAAUUAAAUCAAAAGAACCUGAAAUUUGUUCAACUCCUUUUUCAAAGUCAAUAAAUAAUGAAAAUAAUGAUAUCUCCACACCAAUUUCCACAGUACCAAUUGAACUAUCUACUACUCCAUCUCAAGAAGACUCUUUAAAUUCAUUUAAAUCACUAUUAGAAAAUGAAAUUAAACAAAAUGAUUCAAUUAAAUUUGACCAAGAAAAAGAGAUUAAUAUUGUUUCAACAACUACUAAUGAAACUAUUAUUGAUGAAGUAAAUGAAAUUGUUAAAGAAAUUUCUGAAAUAAUUAAAGAAGUUGUUUUAGAAAAAGAAGAAGAAAAAGCUGAACUUAAAAAUAUUGACGAAACAUCUAAUAUUAUUGAAACAUUAGACUCAUUAAUCAUUCAGGACCUUAAAGAAGAUAUUCAAAUUGAACUUUCACCAACUAAAACAACAACAACAAGUCAUCUCUCUAAAUCAAAUGAAAUUUCAGCACCAUCAAAUUUAAUUAAUCCACGUUUAUCCAAACUCCAAAAAUCUAAAGAAGUAUUUAGAUCAUCUCCAUCACUUUUAUCUCCAAAUAAAAAACUUUCACCAAGCAAGAGAUUGGCACUUUUUUCUGCCAAUAUUAAUGGUUCACCAAAACUUUCAAGAAAUAAUAAUAAUUUUUCUUCACCAUCAUCCAAUAGUGGAACACCAACUAAACGUUUUUCAUCAUUAAUGAACCAAGAAAACAGUACUAGUUGUACAAAUCUUCUUCAUAGCAUCAUUAGUGACCAAAUCGAAAAUAAUCCAGACUCAUUGAAUAAAAUUCUUACUACCAAUAGUGGUACCCCAACCAAACGUUUAUCAUUCGCAAAUAGUAAUCACGGAGCACCAUUAUCACCAAAAUUAACACCCAAAAGAAUGUUUUCACAACCAAAACAUAUUCUUUUAAAUCAAAAACACUCCUCAACAUCAAAUCUUUCAACACAUUCAAUUAAAUAA